This is a messenger RNA of Bradysia coprophila, 500 nucleotides long. It is a transcript of the gene RpS27, whose product is annotated as ribosomal protein S27. Gene Ontology annotation, cellular component: ribosome. Gene Ontology annotation, biological process: translation. Gene Ontology annotation, molecular function: structural constituent of ribosome. The record is from RefSeq and is a predicted model, not a curated record. NCBI's taxonomy places the organism in Eukaryota, Metazoa, Arthropoda, Insecta, Diptera, Sciaridae.
GACAUAUUGACAAACCAUAAUUUUAUAGCAAAAAUCGUUGAUAACUUCACGCGACAAAAUCUACUUCCUUUUCCACGAAGUUGCUGUACGAAAGAAAUCAUGCCGCUCGCUAAAGAUUUACUUCACCCAUUACCAGCCGAAGAAAAGAAGAAGCACAAACUAAAACGUUUGGUGCAACAUCCAAAGUCCUAUUUCAUGGAUGUCAAGUGCCCCGGCUGCUUUAAGAUCACAACCGUUUUCAGCCAUGCCCAAGGCGUCGUUGUCUGCGCUGGAUGCUCGACAAUUUUGUGUCAACCGACUGGUGGACGUGCAAAACUAACAGAAGGUUCUUCAUUCAGAAAGAAGCCAUACUAAAUCAAUGCUUCGGUUAAGAUGUUUUUAAACUAUCCGUUCCAGAGGGCAUAUCCUUUAAUUUUUGGGAGCUUAAAAUAAGGCGGACAAUAAUGUGAAAAUGUUCAAAUUUGCUUAAAAUUGCAUUGAUUAAAGGUUUGUUCAAUGGA